AUGAACGCCACCGAGAACACCCCAGCUAAGGCGCACCAGAGAGCCGCUGCAUCAGCAGAGUCACCCGAAGUCGUAGACCUCACGGAUUUCUCCGACGCCGAGGAACCGGAGUCCGCUGCCAAGGCGGACGAGGAAGCCGCCCCGAAGCCAGGAGUAGCCGAAGAACCCCACACCUCCGAUGGGGACAUGUACGCAGAUAUGGAGCUAGGCGCCGACGAGGCAGGGGCAGCCGACCACGAGGGUCCCCGAGACAGCCCCCCGCUGUUCUUCCGCCGACCAUCCGGGUUCCGUCGAGAGAACCUGUGGUCGCCGCCGCCGUAUAAACGACGAGCCGCGCCCUGCUCCCCGGAGCCAGGGUCACCGUCAUUCGAAGAGGAGUUCGAAGAUGCCGGUUCUAGCCAGCACAGCUUCCCGGAACCAGAGACGCCAUCAUACGCGCCGAUGUUCGAACAGGAGUUUGAAGAUGCCGGUUAUCACCAGCGCCGCGAUCCCCGAACCGGCCGUGGCAUUUACCGCCCCGAGAGGGGGCUGGAGCGUUACAUACCGAAACCAUACAACGCGUACUACGACGACGGGGAGAGCGAAGAGGAGGAACCCUACGGUCGGCAAUUCAUAGCCGAAACAGAGACCUUUCACCACACGGACAUUCCGAGAAGCCGCGGAACCAAUCGACUACCGCUCCGAACCGGCCGCCCCAGCCAGGGCAAGCCCCCGCACGCCGAAGCGCGACCGCCAACGCCCGCAUCGGAUCCUCCCCGAUGCCCCAAUCCUCCCGAAGAGUCAGCGGCGGCCACGCCCCCGCACGCUGAAGCGCGACCGCCAACGCCCGCAUCGGAUCCUCCCCGAUGCCCCAAUCCUCCAGAAGAGUCAGCGGCGACCACACCAACGCACGCCGAAGCGCCCUACGCGGAGGCAGCGCAGGCCCUCCCACUGAAUGGCCCACCGGGGCUACAGAAGAGGGAAACGCCGCUCCGGUUCGACAAGCGGAGCUGA
This is a messenger RNA of Drosophila miranda, 993 nucleotides long. RefSeq names its product pollen-specific leucine-rich repeat extensin-like protein 1. The transcript is spliced from 2 exons. The record is from RefSeq and is a predicted model, not a curated record. NCBI's taxonomy places the organism in Eukaryota, Metazoa, Arthropoda, Insecta, Diptera, Drosophilidae. The coding region runs from base 1 to 993 and encodes 330 amino acids.